GGAGGAGUCCAACAUGCAGCAUCCUUUAAAACUCAUCCGAUCCCGAAAGGAAGAGCAACAGACUCCAGUGAACGGUCGCACUGUUCGACAGUGCAUCAGCGGUUCCUUCACGACGUUCUGAAGGUGGAUUUUCGUUUCCUCCUGCUCAGAACUGCUAAACUACGUGUGGGGACCCAGGACCUGCGGUCUUCUUCCGUUAAUCUUGUCAUUGGUCUCGGAGCAACACACUCAUUGUAGUUGUACUGACACACAGAUCGCCUACGCACACAGACAGCGCUCAACGGAUUUCACUCUCAAUAGGGACACUUCCCCCCCCCCCCCCCGCCCCCGCAUUUCAAAGGAAGGUAAACAACGCGGGAGAAAAUGGCGUUGUCAAUUAACGGCGUCCUCUGUACGCUGACCGUACUGAUUUUGUGGCGGGCAGAGGAGCUCGUGGAAGCUUGCAGCUGUGCACCCGUGCAUCCGCAACAGGCUUUCUGUAACGCGGACGUUGUGAUCCGAGCGAAGGUGGUGGGGGAGAAGGAGGUGGAUACUGGGAAUGAUAUCUAUGGGAACCCCAUCAAGAGGAUCCAGUAUGAGGUCAAGCAGAUCAAGAUGUUUAAGGGUCCUGACCAGGACAUUGAGACGAUCUUCACUUCACCGGUCUCUGCUGUGUGUGGUGUUACCUUGGAUACUAGCGGCAAGAAGGAGUACCUAAUAUCCGGCAAGGUGGAAGCAGGUGGGAAAAUGCAUGUGACGCUGUGUGACUACAUAACGCCCUGGGAGUCCAUGAGCCCCACUCAGAAGAAGAGUCUGACUCAGCGCUAUCAGAUGGGCUGUGACUGCAAGAUUGUGCGCUGCCCCUCCCUGCCCUGUGCCAUUUCUGCUCCAGAGGAGUGUCUGUGGACAGACCUGAUGAUAGAGAAGCAGGUGCACGGUCGCCAAGCUAACCACUACACCUGCGUCAAGAGGGCCGAUGGCUCCUGUUCCUGGUAUCGCGGUGUGACUCCGCCCAAGAAGGAGUUCCUGGACAUCGAGGACCCCUAGUCACUUUCUGCACCUACCCCCUUCCAGCUGCCCACUGCACAACCUGAUUUAAAGAAAAAUGUUUCUAAACAUUUCAUGAAAUAUUAGGGGAGAAAAUAAGUUCUGUAUGAAAGGACAACAUUAAUUUGAUACACAUAUAAAAUAUAACGAGGCAAAGCUGAAUGAUUUAAGAGAGCUUGGUUAAUAAUGUACUGGUCCAAAAACAACUCCCAGCUACUACCCCUUGUGUUUGCAGAUCUAAAGGGACUGGAUAUGUUGAUAGUAUGGUGAUGGCUCCACCUAGCCCCCUAAAUGGUAUUUGUCAAAUUGCUUACACCCAUCCAGUUCCUUCAGGACUGCAAAACACAGAAGGUUUAGAGGCUAGGGGAAGGAGCUAGAACGGGGCUCAGAAUGUUUGUGGAGCUAUUUAGUGCCACAAGACCUGUCUACUGGUCGUGUGGUGGUGAUGAUGUCACAUCCCCCUGAGGCUGGCGUCAGGAGGACAGAUAAUUUCUUGGUUAUGGCAACAGAGCCCAGGUCAAAAGUAGUGCGCUCUCUACCCCUGUCAAACUACCCAGGUUACAACGACUCCAUAUCUAUUCAAUGAUGGCUCAACAUUACUUAUGUUUCCUCAUUCUGUUUGAUUUCAAAGCCAUAUUCAAAGAUGCCUUUAUUCUUUUUAACUAGUCAAACGCUAUUUGUUGCUUCUCAUAACCAUGCUGUUAGGACCAAUCAGAUUGAUGGUGAGGCGGGACUUCCCAGCUUGUUCUAAUAGACAUUUGGUAAGAAAGGUGUUUAGUUUUUAUAAAAAGUUGCAUUUCAUUUUGUCUGAAUAACCAAAGCAGACCAGUCAGACAUAUGGGAAUAACAACAUUUUAAAAGAACCUUCUAGAAUGCAUGUCUCACCGGACCAGUCUAUGGCAUGUGAUAGAGCUGGAUGCCUAUGGUAUCACAUAUUACCCCUGCACCCCCCCCCCUCGAUGCCCCUUCUAGACUCAACAACCCCCUCACCCCUCCUCACUGUCUCCACCCACUCCCUCUAGAUUGCUGUACAGAACCUAUGCAUAUACUUUUUUUUGUUUUGUUAUUUGCAUCAUUAGAUCUAGAACGAGAUUUGCACUUUGAAGAGGAAUUCCAGUAAAGACCAAACCAUGUGAUUCUCUAGUGUUUUUAAUAUCGUACUGCAGUCAGGCAGACUGUAUCCCAAAUGGCACCCUAUUCCUAUAUAGUGCACUAUAUGGGCCCUGGUCAAAAGUAGCACUCCCGGGUGGCACCGUGGUCUAAGGCACUGCAUCGCUGUGCCACCAGAGAUCCUGGGUUCCAGCCCAGGCUCUGACGUGACCGGGAGGUCUAUGGGGUGGUGCACAAUUGGCCCAGCGUUGUCCAGGUGAGGGAGGGUUUGGCCGGCAGGGAUAUCCCUGUCUCACGCACCAGCGACCCCUGUGGCGGGCCGGGCGCAGUGCACACUGACCAGGUGUACGGUUUCCUUCGACACAUUGGUGCUUCUGGAUUGGAUGUGCAUUGUGUCAAGAAGCAGUGCAGCUUGGUUUGGUUGUGUUUCUGAGGACUCGUGGCUCUCAACCUUCGCCUCUCCCGAGUCCAUACGAGAGUUGCAGAGAUGAGACAAGACUGUAAUUACUAAUUGGAGAGAAGGGGGGUGGGAUUAAGUAGCACUAUAAAGGAAAUGGGGUGUCUUAUGGGACUCAACCAGACAGCCAGGUCAUCUUAACUGCAGUCAGUUGCAUUGCGCAGGUGAUCAGAUCUCACAAUGCCUGGGGAAGUGUAACUUCUCAGGAAACCACAUCGAAAUGAAAUGGCAUCUUCUGAGGUCUGAGAUGCAUAUACAUCUUCUGAGGUCUGAGGCACAUACUCCUCAGAUUUCAGUAGAUUGCUAUAUUAUAUUAAUUUGGAUUUAAAGUAUGAUGGAAUAACAGAAGUGCAAAUUAAAAGUGGAGUUUCCAUUUUCAGUACAUUUUUGUUUUCCAGUGUUAAAUCUAUAACUUUUUUUUUUAUGUGUGCGUUCCCCCAUCAAGUCUGUCGUUCUCUUUAAAGUGGUGAAAGUCUUCUUGCGCUGGGAGCAUGUGAGAGAAAGAAUCUCACCAGUGGAGGCUACUGAGGACAGCUCAUAACAAUGGCUGGAACUGAGUCAAUGGAAUGACAUCAAACACAUGGAAACUAUUUGAUGUCAUUCCGCCCCAGCCAUUACCAAGAGCCCAUCCUCUCCAGUUAAGGUGCCACCAACCUCCUGUGAAUCUCACCCUUGUAUAGAUAUAAAGUGGAUUGGAUGUAAUAAACAUGGUGCUCAUUCUCUUUCAGAAGGCAAUUCCUUGGUAAUACCAUAUUUAUUCUACCUUAUCCAAUGCUUUGAUGUACACGUGCUAAGUUGGUAGGGAAGGGUUGAUGGGGUUUUGUAGGUGGAGUGUGAAGACAACCAGACUAUGCAUGUGUUUAGUGCUUUGUGUAAGUCCCUUGUGGACGUUCAGCCAAUGUACAAAAAUAUACAACAGUAUUAUCAAAUAAAACCAAACCUUUGAAAUAA
Messenger RNA from Oncorhynchus masou masou (cherry salmon), 3544 nucleotides. It is a transcript of the gene timp2a, whose product is annotated as TIMP metallopeptidase inhibitor 2a. NCBI's taxonomy places the organism in Eukaryota, Metazoa, Chordata, Actinopteri, Salmoniformes, Salmonidae. Gene Ontology annotation, biological process: response to hormone; negative regulation of endopeptidase activity; response to cytokine. The record is from RefSeq and is a predicted model, not a curated record. Gene Ontology annotation, cellular component: extracellular matrix. Gene Ontology annotation, molecular function: metalloendopeptidase inhibitor activity; protease binding. The coding region runs from base 364 to 1026 and encodes 220 amino acids. The transcript is spliced from 5 exons.